UCUUUUUGUCUGCUCUCUAGUUAUGUUUAACCCAGUACGGACUAGACAGGUAAACUGGGGCAAAGGUGGAGGGUGUGGCCCCAUUCUAACAGCCUGCAGAGUACUCAAAAAGAGUUGGCGCAGCUCCACGCGCACAGUCGCGUGCCUGUACCUGUCUGUAAGUCUCCCUCACAUUCAUCAGCUUAUAAUCAGUUACACAUUCCAGGAGAGAAAGUGUGCAGAGAGAGAGCAGAGAUGUCCUGAGAUAUCUUGAUGGAUUGUUGGAUGGACCUGACCUGUACGCAGAAGGAGUCUAAUUUUCGGACAUAAUUGGCUAUGGGUUGGACAAACUGAUGUAAAACUAACAACUCUAUCACGUAGCCUACUCAGAGGUGAACAGGGAGAAGAAUAUGAACGCCGAGGUUCCUAUUCAACACAUUGAACAAAACAUGGAGGCCACUUCAUUCCCGUUAUCAGUCACCGCCGACUGGCUGGAGGACGGAAACGAGACGACCGGGAAUCAGUUCCAGCAGCCUGACUGGCAGGUGGCUCUGUGGGCUAUAGCCUACUCCCUCAUCAUCCUGGUGUCCAUCACUGGGAAUGUCACAGUGAUCUGGAUUAUUCUUGCUCACAGACGCAUGAGGACUGUAACCAACUACUUUAUCGUCAACCUGGCCUUCUCUGACGUUUCAAUGGCAACCUUCAACACUCUUUUUAACUUUGUUUAUGCACUCCACAAUGAUUGGUACUUUGGCCUGGGCUACUGCCGAUUUCAGAACUUCUUCCCCAUCACGGCCAUGUUUUCAUCAAUAUACUCAAUGGCUGCCAUUGCAGUGGACAGGUACAUGGCCAUCAUCCACCCUCUGAAGCCCCGCCUCUCCUCCACCUCUACAAAGGUUGUGAUUGCCUUGAUUUGGAUUGUAGCAAUCUCACUGGCUUUCCCCCAGUGCUACUACAGCGUGACGAGAUUUUACUACCCCAGAACUGUGUGCAUGGUCGAUUGGCCUGAUGAUUAUGGAGGAACACAUCAGCUAAGUUACCAGUUUGCAGUGAUUUUGCUGAUCUACUUGUUCCCUCUGCUGGUGAUGUUGGUGACCUACACUUUAGUUGGCCAAUCGCUGUGGGGAGGGCACAUCCCAGGAGAGGCGACAGAACAUUACCACAGCCAGAUUACAGCGAAGAGAAAGGUGGUGAAGAUGAUGGUUGUCGUGGUGGUGACCUUUGCCCUGUGCUGGUUACCUUACCACAUCUACUUCAUACUGGGAUCAUUUAACAGAGACAUUUAUAAACAACAUUACAUUCAACAGGUGUAUCUGGCCAUAUUCUGGUUGGCGAUGAGUUCGACUAUGUAUAAUCCUAUAAUUUACUGCUGUCUAAACCAAAGGUUUCGUGCUGGUUUCCGUCAUGCCUUCGCUUGGUGUCCCUUCAUCAAAGUGUCAGAGGAGGACAAGAUGGAACUGCAGCACACACACACCUUCAGAGUCACCAUGACACGCAGCCACCGCAAUGACAGUACAUACGUGCGCGCCUCCAUCAAGACAAACAACGCCUUCAACACAAGCAUGGCUGUCAGCACUGAGCUGAACCCAGAGAGAGAUGCCUGCAUGCAGCUUAAAAAACAGACAUCAUCAAAAAUAUACAGCACACACCACAAACAUGUGCCGAAGAGGCCUGAUGAUACAAAAUCCCCGGCUGCCAAACUUAUGCAGAGCACACACUGACUACUGAAACAAAUGGGAAGGUAACAAGGUUUCUCUAUAGUCACAAGAGAGCUGAUAAUAAAAAGACUGUAACAAAUAAAGAUAGAGGAGAGCCUGCCAACUGCCAACCAGAGUUGAGCAAACUAUCUAUAUGGGAAACCUUGAAGAAACGUUCAUUGUAAUGUGACAAUCAAACUGAUGGAUGGUCUGCUGCUAUAGCCAAAGUGAGCAUGGGCAUGUGAACAUUUUGUUAGAAAUGGAAGAAACUACAGGACACAAGAGAAGCUUAUUCUUGUAUUGUUAGUAUUUGCUGCUGGGAAAGACUGAAGAUAAAUCCGUCCAUCAUUCAUUUAUUUUACUUGACCCCAUUCUUUUACAUCUCUUCUUCCAUCAUUGACAUUUUUCUUCUACUCCUUUGGAGACUAGCCAUGAACUGUGGAUGUUUCUAUGUAACUGGAGGUUUUAUCUGUGGUUACUGAUUUUCAAGAGGCGGAUGAACAGUCCACUGGCAUCAGCACCAAGCCUUAAUAUUGUUGUUUAUGUGUGUUUUCAAAACAAAACAAAGGCUGUUUCUCAAAGGGACAUUUUCUAUUUCACUUAUUUUCUUCACCAAUCAUAGCACACAAAGUGAUCAUUAAAGCCAGCAUUAAAAAUAAGCACCUAUAGUUUGUCUGGGAAGCUCUGUGGUAUACAUUCAGUAGUUACAGGAUUUAUAUUUCUAAAUACCAGUGUCACCACCGUUAAAACUGAAGUAACUUUAACUGCAGUCAUACAGCUCAAGUGUCUUAUGUUGGAUCAUUUGGUAGAAUAAUAAGUCUAAUUUCAAUGUGCUGCGCAUACUAAAUGUCACAUAAUGAGCUACUGUAACACAGGAUGUAACAUACUCAUGACUGUGUAACUUUAUGUGGUCCAAUUAGGACAUACUAAAAGACAUACUGAACACAAGAUCCAGUGUCACAGAGUAAUCACCAGCUAUCAACAAAGUUUCAGUAGCAGUGAGGGAACCACCUCCUGUAGAUACAUCAACACUGACUUUAACUGAUUGCUAGACAUUUUAAAAGGGACUGUACAGUACUAUUCCUUUAUCUUAUCAGCCACAUAGUGUGCAGUGUACAUUUGAGGCCAGAUUAAAAAGCUAAACUGCUGAAUCUGAUGUGAAAUGUAAUACUGUCAAGUAUUUAGUAUAUUAAUGUAAAAUAUGUUGAUGAAGUGGAAAUGUAAAUAUGGGAAUUACACACAUACAGUUUGUUCAUGAUGUUGUAAAUAUGUGUAGCUUCUUCGCAUUAACAUAUCAGUAUGUAGAGAAAACCUUUUGAUUCCUAGCAACAACAUUUUGACUUAAAAUACACACAGUGAAAUCGUGAAACAUCUGUAUUUGUUGUCAAGCAGGAUAGUUGUUUGUGGCCUAAAUAAAAGUCAACAGUAUGUUUU
Molecule: messenger RNA, 3110 nt
Organism: Micropterus dolomieu (smallmouth bass)
Lineage: Eukaryota; Metazoa; Chordata; Actinopteri; Centrarchiformes; Centrarchidae
Gene: tacr2
Product: tachykinin receptor 2
Exons: 9
Coding region: 390-1700 (436 amino acids)
Biological process (GO): positive regulation of flagellated sperm motility; G protein-coupled receptor signaling pathway
Cellular component (GO): sperm midpiece; plasma membrane
Molecular function (GO): substance K receptor activity
Source: RefSeq, a predicted model, not a curated record